CGGGUUUCAUGGGGCUCCUCAGGAUUAUGAUGCCGCCCAAGUUGCAGCUGCUGGCGGUGGUGGCCUUCGCGGUGGCGAUGCUCUUCUUGGAGAACCAGAUCCAGAAACUGGAGGAGUCCCGAUCGAAGCUAGAAUUUGCAAAAAGCCUUUGGAGAUAUUAUAAAGAGCAGUCUAUCAAAAAACAUCAAAUCCAGUUGAAGUGCAACUGAAGAUGAAGAGGAGCUAAGGAUAAUUCCAGCCCUCAACUCGAGGGUGAUCAUUUUGGGAUGAUUUUCCUCUGCAUGGGUGACUCAGGGUCUUUGGGUACCUUCUGUAUGCAGUUCUGCCAUCCCCUCAGACUUCAGAGUUCUCUGCCGUCACCCAGAGAAGAAACAAGACAGGGUGAAGGAAAGGGCUAUUGCAAGACAUGAAGUCCGAGAAAUUGAGCAACGUCAUACAAUGGAUGGCCCUCGGCAAGAUGCAGCUUUAGAUGAGGAAGAUGACAUGGUGAUCAUUUAUAACAGAGUCCCCAAAACCGCAAGCACCUCUUUUACCAAUAUUGCCUAUGACCUGUGUGCAAAGAAUAAAUACCAUGUUCUUCAUAUCAACACUACCAAAAAUAAUCCAGUGAUGUCACUACAAGAUCAGGUACGCUUUGUGAAGAACAUCACUUCCUGGAAAGAGAUGAAACCCGGGUUUUAUCAUGGACACAUUUCUUAUUUGGACUUUGCAAAAUUUGGUGUGAAAAAGAAGCCAAUUUACAUUAAUGUCAUAAGGGAUCCUAUUGAGAGGCUAGUUUCUUACUAUUACUUUCUGAGAUUUGGAGAUGAUUAUAGACCAGGGUUAAGAAGACGAAAACAAGGAGACAAAAAGACGUUUGAUGAAUGUGUAGCGGAGGGCGGCUCAGACUGUGCUCCAGAGAAGCUCUGGCUUCAAAUCCCAUUCUUCUGCGGCCACAGCUCAGAAUGCUGGAAUGUGGGAAGCAGGUGGGCUAUGGAUCAAGCCAAGUAUAACCUAAUUAAUGAAUACUUUCUGGUGGGAGUUACUGAAGAGCUUGAAGAUUUUAUCAUGUUACUGGAGGCAGCUUUGCCCAGGUUCUUCAGGGGUGCUACAGACCUCUACCGUACAGUAGGAAAGAAAUCUCAUCUUAGGAAAACCACAGAGAAGAAACUCCCCACUAAACAAACCAUUGCAAAACUACAGCAGUCUGACAUUUGGAAAAUGGAGAAUGAGUUCUAUGAAUUUGCACUAGAGCAGUUCCAAUUCAUCAGAGCCCACGCUGUCCGAGAAAAAGAUGGAGACCUCUACAUCCUUGCACAGAACUUUUUCUAUGAAAAGAUUUACCCUAAAUCAAACUGAGUACAAGGUGUGACUAUUUGAUUUUUCAACUAAAACUUGGACCCUGUCUUCACCUUAGUUCUCAGAUCCACAGUUCAUAUUGAGCCAAGUUAGGAACAAAAACGAUCAAGGAAAGUAGAUGCUAGCUGGCAUGUCAGUGGCCGAAGAAGUUUAAGGUUCAGCCUUUUUUUUUUUCUAGUUAAAUUUUGGUGGGAGUUACAACCUCCUGCCUGGGAAAAUCCUAUGUAUCACCUAAAGUAAACACAUAGCAGUUCUAAUCAAAAGGCUAAAUACAAUUUUAGAAAAAAUUCUGAUACUCUGUUUUUUGAUAAAGCGCUUUUUUCAACUAACCACGAAUGAAGACCAAUCCAUUUGCUCCUCGGCCUUCACCCGGAGGGUUGGUUACGCAGCUGCACUGAGUAGUGUUGCUGCUGGUGGGCAGUGUGCGCUUCAUUUCUGUGAGUCAAGUUUCAUGAAAUUAUUGGAAUCCUUGAUCAUGUUUGCUAGGAAGUGUCUCUGCUGUAGUUGGAAUUGCCCAUAUUUAUGUAGGCCAUGUUCAUUUCCUUUAAAAAAAUAAUUGCCAUUAGUGUUAAAAACCAAUUCAAACUAUUACUAAUACUGUAAAAAGAUCAAAGCAGUGUUUCUCAUUCCUGUCUCCAGUAUCUAAGAUUGGGGAGACACUACAGAGAACGCUGAAAUUUUAGUUGAGGCUUCCACACAUUAAUAUAAAAGAAAAGUAAGUUUAGUAUUUGUUUCUCCAGGUUAUCUGUAAAGCUGUCAACAGGUACUGGUGACUCCAUAUUAUAACUCCAUUUAGUGAGCUGUGGUAUGGGUAGGGUUUUCCUACUUCUGUACUUUUACUUGUAAACUAUUUUUACUAUGGUGCUUUAUAAUGUGUUUUAAAGCAUUGCAUUUACAAAAAGGAAAAUGCUGUAAAUAUUGCAUAUUUUAUGUAUUUGGACCAAAAGGUUAAAAGUAAUUAGACAAAAGUGGUUUUGCACCCAUUUUAUUAUGUCAAGUAAAACCAUCAGACAUACUGUUCUCGUAUUUCUCAUUUAACUUUAAGAUAUCACUGAAAUUAACCCUAAUAACCUUUCAAUUUUGAUACACAGUACAUUGUUCAGAAUUGGGGGCAGUAGUUAUAAGUGGAAAGAGUCCUGGACAAGGAGUCAGAAAACUUGAUUUCUGGUCCUGGAUCUGCCACUUUUCAGCUGUGUGAUCUUGGGUGAGUCACUUAACCUCUCUCUGCCUCAAUGUCCUCAUCUUGAAAUGAGAGUAGUAAUACCUGCUGUACCUACCUCGCAGGGGUGUUGUGAGGAUUAAAUGAGAUGGCAUAUGAAAGCACUUUGAAACUGUAAAGUGCUAUAUAAAUGUAAGGUAUUAUGGAAACAUCUUGAACAUAUAGUUUCAUACUGUUCAUUUUUUAAAAAAGAAAGGGAAAGUCCACUUAUAAGCUGGUUGAAAAAAAAUUUAAUCUUGAUAUAAAUUUGUGUUUGAUAAAUAUCUUCUCAGUGUUUUAUCUUCCCUGUUUCAACUAUUAAAAUAUGAAGCACCUGUGAAUUCUUAACAAUUCAUGAGCAUCUGCUUGAGUUCAGGAGGUUCCCUGUUUGAAAAAGUCUUCAUUAGCUGACUCAGGGCAGGGAAAAUUUGUUCUUCAAAUUUGGAAGAGUUUUCUGUUUUUAUUUUACAUUACCAUUCAGAAGUGGUAGCUGUUUUGUACCUCUAGUUUUUAAGGUAUAUUUUGCAGUUUCAUUUACCUGGGCAUUUUUUACCUUCUUCACCUUCUUAGAGUGACAGAGAUAAAGAAAUUUAGAAACAUUUUUCUAAAAGAAUAAUCUUUAGUAUCUGUAGUUUAAAUAAAUAUUCCCAAACAAGGCCUCAACAAACCAUGUUAGCAUUGUAGGCAGGUUGCUUUCAAGGCUAUUAAUUACAUGGGAGGCCAGGAGCGAGCACUACUUAUCAAAAAACAUUUAUUAACAAAUUUAGAGAAGAGGAAGUCAACAGAAUCAUUUUCAUACCCUUUCCCCCCAGUAAUAGGAACCUAUUAAGAGAACAUUGACAGGCAUACUUUUCUUAUUUGGCUUUCUGUAUUUUUUGUGUGUAUUAAUGUUUACAGAUAAUUGUUGAAAAUAUAUACAAAUUAUUUCCUUGCCCCAAAGGAAAGCACCAUUUCCAGGUGGAGCGUUUGACAUUUACCUGCUAAGGAGCCCCAGUGUGUUGGUCAUUCUUGGAGUACAUGCCGAGAGCUCCCUGAGGUGCAUUAACUCUUCAUUUAACCAGAGGCGCACAUAGUGCACUAAGCCAGGGAGUCAGUGAGCUUUCUCUAUAAAGGUCGGGAGAGUAAAUUUUUGAGGUGUUGCAGGCCAUAUGGUCUCUGUCACAACUACUCAACUCUGCCAGUUAGCACAAAAGCACCCAUAGACAACACAUAAACGAAUGAGAUGGCUAUUUUCCAAUAAAACAUUAUUACGAAAACAGCUGACAUGCCCAGGGGCUGUAGUUUACCAACCCCCAAAAUAGAUAAUUAUUUAUGGAGAAAUCAUUUUUGAAUCUGUACUCUAGUGGCCUAAAAGAGUUUAUAUACUUUCAAAAGCUCCUAACUUAUAUCCAAAGAAUAGCUUUCUGAUUCAGGCAGUCUCUCCCACAGAUGCAUAAACUUUUAUGACUUAGAUUGCUUCCAGGUGGACAUGUUUUCUUCCCCAGUUUAAUAGUUCAGCGUAGGGGCUUAUUCUACCAUCUUUUAGGGUAGGUUAGGAUUAUCUUUCCUGGAGCCCGAGAAAGGGUCAGAUUUCAUUCCAUCUGGUCCAGUAUAGCCCCAGGAGUCUGAUACGCACAGAGUCCUUAUAAUACCUAACUUUGUAGCAAAUAUAUAGAACCACUGAGACAAUAAUGUAUUUUUUUAAAAUGGCAAAUGUGGUUUUCUUUUUUUAGCCUUUGUGCUUUUUCAGUAUUUUGAUCAUAGGGAAAUUUUUUUUUAACAAUACAAAAGCAAAUCAACCAGUUUGAAUUUUAAGAUAAUGUUAUGUGUGUGUGUAUAUAUACCUAUCUAUAUAUGUUUAUUUCCCCAAAGAGGAAAAAGUACCUUUUUGUUCAACUUGUAUCAACUCCUGUUUUCUAAUUGCUGUGAAAUGGCAAACUGUUGAUAAAUUAUUGUGAUUGUUUUAAUGUAAUGGAGAGGAUAUAUUUUUAUUUUACCCAGCUUUAAUGUGUAAAGUAUCACUUAAAUAUAUCCGAUAGCAACACUUAAGAUAUUGCAUGGGGAUUACUUUGCUUUUCUAUCAUCAUCCAUACUCAUUUGUGCAACUUUGAACAUAUUGGGUACUUCUGAAUUCCUAAUGAUUGGGUUUAAAUUUUUGAAAAUUGGAGAAUUUGAACUUACUGACUUUUAAAGUUUAAAUUUUAUUUUCUAUUCUUAAAACUCAGUUAAUGUCUACAAUUUGAAAUCUACUGUUGUUCUUUCUCUAUAUAUGUCCUAUUGAAAAUUCCUAAAAUUGUUAGUGCCAUCAGUGAUUUACAAACAGUAUUUUGAUAUUGCAGAUGAUUUGCUCAUUGUAUUUGCAUAGUUAGAAAGAAAAUAGUUUGUAGACAAUGACUCUCUUUUUCUAAUAAAAUGAAAUAAAAAUUCUAAAAGCA
This is a messenger RNA of Myotis myotis, 4950 nucleotides long. RefSeq names its product heparan sulfate 2-O-sulfotransferase 1 (gene HS2ST1). Gene Ontology annotation, cellular component: membrane. Bases 439 to 1338 code for a protein of 299 amino acids. Gene Ontology annotation, molecular function: heparan sulfate 2-sulfotransferase activity. The record is from RefSeq and is a predicted model, not a curated record. The transcript has 9 exons. NCBI's taxonomy places the organism in Eukaryota, Metazoa, Chordata, Mammalia, Chiroptera, Vespertilionidae.